Letharia columbiana is the source of this 2772-nucleotide messenger RNA. RefSeq lists its product as uncharacterized. The record is from RefSeq and is a predicted model, not a curated record. Bases 1 to 2772 code for a protein of 923 amino acids. NCBI's taxonomy places the organism in Eukaryota, Fungi, Ascomycota, Lecanoromycetes, Lecanorales, Parmeliaceae. The transcript is spliced from 4 exons.
AUGAGAGACGAUACCAGAGGCGAUGAAGCCAGCUCCGGCGGCUUCGACUUCUCCUCGAACUUAGAUGCAAUUCUCCAACACCGGGUUCAAAGGAAGUCGGCUGCUCGAUGGGCGAGAAAUCUGAGAUUCCUCACAUUUGCUGGUGAUGAGAUUCACACAGACGCCAAAGUUUCAGAGGGAUCCGACUCAACGAAAGAAGUGCACUGGGGCCGAUGUACUCGCUGUGAACUGCGAACUCCGCCUGCGGCAGGACACAUAUGUGCUACCCAUGCUCAAUCCAAUAACACCGACAUAAAGACAUACGAGAAGCGGGCCAAAGAGUAUACUGAUCCUUGCAUACAUGUGGAAGAUGCGUCUUGUGAAGAGUGUAUGCAGAUACCCCUCUUUCCAAAUCAUGGUAAGGCGACGAAUUUCCGCAUCAGAAGGCUCAAACCAAAGGGCACGAGGCCGUCUGAAUUAGGGAUCUGCACUCACUUUGUGGCUGUCUCCUACUGUUGGUCCAGCGCAAGCGCUCGAAAGUCAAGUGAGUCUAGCACGGAGGGCAAACAGUAUCAGGUCCUUGAGGAAGAUAUGAAAACAGAGCGUCCCAUACGCGCUCCAAAAGAUACCAUUGAUCGAGCAGUGAGCUUCGCCGCCCAGAAUGGAUAUCGAAUGAUUUGGAUCGACCAGGAAUGCAUCGAGCAGGACAACGAGAAUGAGAAAGAGCUGGGUAUCCAAGCGAUGGACUUUGUGUAUGUCAAUGCGCAGAUUUCCAUUGGUUUGUUGCAAGCAACACUCGAACAACGCCAUCUUGACGCUCUGCUACUAUUUUUCGAAUGGAAGAUUGGGUCGGGUAUGCGACGUCGUGGACCUCGCCCACUCAAACAGUGUCGAAGUCUCCGAAUAAAGAACCUUGCUGAAGCUUUGAGCAUGAUUGCAAUGGACAGAUGGAAUACGCGGGCAUGGAUUCUCCAAGAAGCCUUCGCGUCAGGUGGUAACAUGAUUCUUUUAUUCCCUCGAGCAAAGGAGACGGCUGUCAGAGGCUGGAGUCUGAUCUGCCACGAUCUGUCUCUCACCGAAAUUGGCAUCAAGCUUGACAUACUACAGAGGUGUAUUAAGCAAUCCGUUGGCCUCUUCACCCCCAAGCCUGACAGCAGUAUCCCCAUCAAGCUUCCGGAAUGGAUAGAGGCCUUGAAACGUCUCACGUGGUUCCAGCCCGAGACAAGCACUCGGCACAUGUUCAAUUUCUGGAUCAAUGAUGCCAAGCCUAGACGCACAUGCAAUGCCGCUGUGGCGAUGUCCUUUUUGAAGCACCGAGACAAUGAUCGUGUAGCCGACAGACUGGCCAUACUUGCAAACCUAUGCGAUUAUAGUCUGCGGCUGAAUACUGUGGAACUAGAGAAGUCUCAGGGUCGUCUGAGCGUCUGUGUUCUUGCACUGGCUAUAGCAAACGGAGAUUUUUCAUUGCUCUCACCAGAGUCAUACCAUAUUCCUCGUGGAUUGGACGUCACCCGGAACAAAGGCGACAAGAAAUUUACCUGGGUUCCUCCCAACGUGACGCAGCUCCAGUAUAUCAGAUCGAGGACUGCCGAUGCUGGAGGAGCGACUCCCGGCCGAGUCUCCCCCGUCUCUUACCGGGUAACAAACGAAGGGCUCUCAAUCCGGGGUUCCAUGUGGAAGAUCGAUCGUUUUGUUGAACUGCCGUCUAUAAGACACAAGUACAAAGAGUCCUGGGCCAGGCUGUGGCGCCCGAGUACAAGGAUCGAGGAGCAGUCCUUGGAGAUAAGUGUAGCAGAGGCCGUAUGGCAUUCUGUGACGAAUGCCGAUUGGAGAAAAGAGAGAUUUCUGGAAUCCGUCGCCGAGUUCCCGGAGCAACUGACAGUUGAGAAGCGUAAGGGUAUGUUCCGUUUAGAACAAAGCACGGAUGGAUCUCUUGAGCACAAGUGGUUGAUUGAUAGGAUCAUGCUCCAAGGAGGCCUAUGGAUUGGCCGACGGGUGCGACUUUCUACCGAUCAUGAAUCCAGUGAUGGGACACCCUGUGGAUAUGGCGAGAGUGACGCCGUGUCUGGCGAGGAUCAAGUCAGCUGUGCUACCCAGGAUCAACGGCUGGAAGACAAGUUCCGCUCUCCUGCUCAGGAGCAUACAGCACCGAACAUAGAGGCGCCUAGAGCUGUAUCAGCUUUUCAAGCUGAUGACGUCGCCAGAGAAGCAGGUCAGCCAUCUCCUCUGGCGUCCGUUGAUGGGUCUAUGGUCCCGGCAACCCCGCACUCCGGAAUCAAAUUGUUUGACUCUCUUCGCGAAUCAGAGAAAGCCCCUAAAACCCAUUCUGACUAUCAAUCCACGCUUUCCAUGAUGAUGAAAAUGCACGAUCACAUGGCAAUUACGAAGGAUGACAGUGAGGGAGAGGUCGAUGACCCUACCGAUCCCGAUAAGGCCUUCAGGUUCUUACCGGAGAAUUUAGCAGACUUCGUUGCAUUGAUAAACAAUAUGGAUGGUAGGAAUUCUCAGACGUCUCUUCGGCAACAGCGCGCAGUCUUCGACAUCGAGGGCGACAUGUCAGGACAGGUUUUGAUACUGACCCCUUUCCAAAAGCGGUUGGAGACGCUACCUCGGCCUGAGACUCGGAGUCUGAGCGUGUCUUGGGUGGUGCAACCUGUUUCAAAUCUUGUCGGAUCCAAAGACAGUCGAAGAUCAGAACUCUUUGGAAAUGUCGAAACGCUGAAAACCUCAGGGAUGGUUCGUGGAAUGUGGAAAUAUAUGGUGCAACCUGAGGACGGAUACAAUCUAGUAUAG